AUGGCAGGAGAAAUUGCGACGAAGUUCUUAACCAGGAGAAUAGCAUCCAAGAAAACGAAGACGACGAUUAAGACGGUGAUUCAUGAUGGGAGGAGCUAUGUUGGGGAGAGGGAAGUGCUGCUGGCAGCAUCGGAUUUCUUCACCAAGCUCUUUCAGGGGAAGGCGCAGGAUGCUGAGGUAGAGGAGUGGCCGAUUGACCCUCAGAAGGUGCUGGAUGGUGAAGGGAGGUGUCGUUUAGCCGCGCCAUGGUCGGAAGCGGAAGUGAAGAAGGCGAUGAAGGAGCUCCCGAGAGGCAAGGCACCAGGUGUGGAUGGUCUGCCGAAGGAGCUGCUGGAGGACAAUUGGGACCUACUGGGGGACACGGUGAUGGACUUCAUGAGAGAGUUUGAGGCCACUGCGAAAUUGCCGGAGAGUUUCUCAACUGCGGUAACGAUACUUCUGCACAAAAAAGGGGAGAAAACAGAUUUGGGGAAUUUUCGGCUGAUCACGCUUCUAAGUGCGGUGUACAAGAUAGUCGCAAAGCUGCUGGCGAACAGGAUGAAAAAAGAACUGCCACAAGUUAUCUCGGAGAACCAAUUUGGCUUUGUCCCAGGUAGGAGGUUGGCGGACGCGGUCAAGGUGGUAGCAGACACGAUUGACGCUGCGGUGCAAGGGAGGGAAGACUGGUACUUACUCCUGGUCGAUUUUCAGAAGGCUUAUGACUCAGUGUCGUGCACUUUCCUCUUCCGCACGCUUGAACGCAUGGGCUUUCCGGAGGCUUUCAUCAGAUGGUCAAAAGGGCUUCACGACCAGGCAGCGACACAGCUUCUGAUAAAUGGCUGGCUGGGUGAGAAGGUAGAGGUGGAGUCGGGAGUGCGGCAAGGAUGCCCGCUGGCACCAUAUCUUUUCAUCUGCGCAGCAGAGCCCUUAAGUCAGGAGGUUAGGAAAAGGAAGCUGGGACUGAGGAAGAGAGGAAAAGGGGACUUGUCGUACCUGGGGUAUGCUGACGAUACGACGCUUGUACUCCAGGGCAAGGAGCAGCUUCUGAAGGCGCAGGAGCUACUGGAGGACUUCGGUGUCAGAUCAGGGUUGCAAGUUAACCAGGGGAAGUCAACUGUGAUGCCGCUGGGGAAGAACAGGCUACUCCCCUCGCAGGCGAACACGUGUUUCAGCUGGGCAGAAAGGGACAAACCAGAGAGGCUGUUAGGGAUCUGGAUUACGGCGGAUGGGAAGGCGGAGCCGACAUGGGAAAAAGCACUGGUGCGGGUCAAUACGAUUCUGCGCAACUGA
Messenger RNA from Closterium sp. Yama58-4, 1269 nucleotides. NCBI's taxonomy places the organism in Eukaryota, Viridiplantae, Streptophyta, Zygnematophyceae, Desmidiales, Closteriaceae. The record is from the annotation of a GenBank genome assembly.